UCCGCCAAAACACAGACAGGAAUCAAACGAAGCUUUUGAACUAUUUUAUAUUUGUUGUAAUAUUUUAAUUUCUGAGUAAAAUGUCGGGACUGAUACAUACAAAUGUUAGGAGCAGUAUAAUGAGUCAAAAUUCUCGAUCCAUCAGCGGAUUCGGUGGACCAGAACUCGAUAUUCUGACUGAUGCUGAACUUGUGAAGUUAGUGAACGAUCUUAAAGAACAAAUCAACAUCUUAGGCAUUGAGAAUGAGAUCUUAGAGAAGACUAUCAUGAGACUGGAGCCUUCGUUAAUGCAUGGUGUGUAUCAAGCUUUUGAGUAUGCUACAAAAAUGAGUUCCAACACAUCUUUGCAAGUGGGUAGUUUUAUCAAAAACCAAGCGUCCAAAUUUGGCCUUAUAGACACGUUUAUAAGCCCUUCGCGAAUGCUAACGAGUCCUUCUAGAGUUUCCACCAAGAGAGUUGACUCUGCUCCUAAACUUGGUGGUACCGUAGUUUUCGGGUCCGGGCCAAGGAUCAACGUUCUAGAGAGAGCUGAGUUAGUCUCUGUAGAAAUGGAUGUGGUCGUCGCUAAUUUGAAUAAAAUCAGGAACAAAGGGGCGAAGCAACAUGCUCUGUUGAAAGCUCAGUUAGAGGAAAUCGGUAUGAGAGUGUCAGACAUCGAAAAGGCUAACAAGAUGUUUCAUCAAGAGGUGUUAGUUGAAGGCUGGGAUAAGAUAGCUCAACGGAUCCCCGCAGAAAUAUGGAUCAGGUUCAUGACGGAAUGGGUGAAGAUCUCUGAUAGCCAGAUAGGGAAGCUGCGAUUGAGGACCAGUACUCUAAACACACAGUACAGCAAACUCAAAGGUCAGAUCAAGGUGAAAGCAGAGUUAAGUGAGAGCCUUAGACCUGUUGACUUUGAGAAACUGAAGAUAGAGAACAGUCAAUGUUUGAAACUGAUAGAUCACAAGUUACAACAGCUGGGAGAGUUGAAGAAAAUGACGGGUGAUGCGAAUUUGAACCUAACUAUACAUAAGAAGGCUAUGAUGGAGCAGAACUCUUAUUUAGCUAAAGUACAAUCGACAAUCAAGAAUAAGGAAGACCAGACAGUAGAGUUGGACAACGAAAGAGAUUUAAUACAGAUACAAGCGGAUAUCCUGGCUCAAAGACUGAAUGAGAUACGGAAAGUUAGAAUGAAAUAUCAAGUGCCGAAUGUCAUGGAUUAUGUUAAAGUGAAAUGGGUGGUUACAGACUUGAAGCAUGCGAUAAAAAUGCUGGAUAAUAGAAAGCAUAUACAGCAAAUAGCUUUGACAUCUAUUAAUAGGAAACUGCAGACAAUGAGUACUAUUGCUGCUAAGAGUGAUAUAGCUGCUAAAAGCGAGACGAGUUAUAAAAAAGAAUAGUAUAAAGGUAAUACUUGAAAAGAGAGAAAACUUUGGAAAUGAAACAGGUGUAAGAAAUUGUAUAUUUUUAGUGUCUAAACUUAGUUCCGAUCUAGUCUUAGUAAUGAUUAAUUUAAAAAAUGACUUUAAAAAUAUAAUAUUACUCAUUAUAAUGAGAUUGAAACAGAUAAAAGAUUGAAUAUUAAGAUUGGAUCGGUUCUGGAUUUAGCCAUGUAAAAUAAAAAAAAUUACACUUUGAAAAAGGAAAUGCGGACGUAGUUUUCUCUCGAAAAAGUAUGAAUUGUGUAAAAA
This is a messenger RNA of Helicoverpa armigera (cotton bollworm), 1667 nucleotides long. Its product is annotated as coiled-coil domain-containing protein 113-like. Gene Ontology annotation, cellular component: ciliary basal body; axoneme. The record is from RefSeq and is a predicted model, not a curated record. Bases 81 to 1376 code for a protein of 431 amino acids. Lineage: Eukaryota; Metazoa; Arthropoda; Insecta; Lepidoptera; Noctuidae. Gene Ontology annotation, biological process: cilium assembly. The transcript has a single exon.